AUGAAAAUAUGUGGUGAUGUAGUGUAUAAGAUUAGAGAGUCUAUUAAGUUUCUGAGAAAAUCUGAAAGUCGAAUGGUUAAGUUUAAAAAAUGUUUUGAAGAUAUUGAGGGACUUGAGUAUACGACUGCAUUAUGUUUAGAUGUUCCUAUUAGGUGGAAUUCACUUUAUGCAAUGCUUGCAAGUGCUAUUCCUUAUAAGAAAGCUUUUGAAAUAUAUAAAGUAAAAGAAGCUGUGUUUAGGGAGUAUUGUCCUUCAUCAGAUAAGUGGAGAAGAACUGAAAAGAUUUGUGAUUUCUUGUUACCAUUUUACAAAACUACCAAGUUGAUGUCUGGAACUUCUUACCCAACAUCCAACUUGUAUUUUUUACAAGUUUGGCAAAUCCAGCUUAUUUUAAUGAAUAGUUUGAAGAAUGAUGAAGUGCUUAUAAGGAACAUGGGAGAAAAAAUGAUGAUUAAGUUCAAGAAAUAUUGGGGAGAAUACAGUGUUGUUCUUGCAUUUGUGGCAGUUCUUGAUCCUAGAUUUAAACUCAACACUUUGGUUCAUUGCUAUAAUGAGAUUGAUCCUAUUAAUGCUAAAGACAAAGUGGAGCAUGUGAAGAGUAAGUUAUACAAGCUUUUUGAGGUUUAUGACCAAAAUUCCUCUACAACUGUAGAGAAUUCUUCCCAACUUUCAAGUAAUUUUUCUCAAGCAACAUCUUCUACAAUUGGAACUCAGCUUAUUAAAAUUGUUGGUGAUUUGAUGUCCCGUAAUCAAGAAGCAGAAGUGAAAAGUGAAAAGAACCAACUGGAUAUUUAUUUGAGUGAGGCAACAUUAUUUUACAAUGAUGCAAUCAUUGAUGUUUUGCAAUGGUGGAAAGACAACCAUCAUCGUUUUUCAACACUAUCACUAAUGGCACGAGAUUUGUUGAGCAUUCCUAUUACUACCGUGGCUUCAGAAUCUGCAUUUAGCAUGGGUUCUCAUGUUUUGAAUAAGUAUAGAAGUCAUUUGUUGUCAGAUAAUAUUGAAGCGGUGAUUUGCACCAAAAAUUGGAUACGUGGAUAUGAUGAUUUUGAGGAAGAUAUUGCAAAAGGAGAAGGCUAUUCUUCAAGAGUUGGUUCCAAUGAUGUUAUUGACUUAUAUGAAGAUGAAGAUGAAAAUUAA
Messenger RNA from Arachis stenosperma, 1140 nucleotides. Its product is annotated as zinc finger BED domain-containing protein RICESLEEPER 2-like. The transcript has 3 exons. NCBI's taxonomy places the organism in Eukaryota, Viridiplantae, Streptophyta, Magnoliopsida, Fabales, Fabaceae. Gene Ontology annotation, molecular function: protein dimerization activity; DNA binding. The record is from RefSeq and is a predicted model, not a curated record. Bases 1 to 1140 code for a protein of 379 amino acids.